This is a messenger RNA of Stereum hirsutum FP-91666 SS1, 2567 nucleotides long. RefSeq names its product glycoside hydrolase. The transcript has 16 exons. The record is from RefSeq and is a predicted model, not a curated record. Gene Ontology annotation, molecular function: alpha,alpha-trehalase activity. The coding region runs from base 40 to 2391 and encodes 783 amino acids. Lineage: Eukaryota; Fungi; Basidiomycota; Agaricomycetes; Russulales; Stereaceae. Gene Ontology annotation, biological process: trehalose catabolic process.
CACUCCUCGUCCCCCGCUCACCUGGACAGUGUGGCACAAAUGUCUCCCAAUUUUCGAGCGGUCUCGCUUGUAGUGGCGACUAUAGCUUUCUCUGUUGAUCUGGCCCGUACUGCUCCUCAGGCUGGUGUUGAUUCUACGAGUGUAUCAGCGACGGCGACGGUGACGAGUGUAUCGACCGUGUCGGUCUCGACGGUGGUAGCGAGCCCGACCGCGUCGUUGAGCGCCACAUUACCUUCCCAGGUUCCGCUCCCGCCACACCAAGCUUGGUGCCCGAGCGAGAUCUUUUGUGCAGGCGAGAUCCUUCAAACUGUCAACCUCGCACAACUCUACACCGACCCCAAAACAUUCGUCGAUAAACCGACACUCAACUCUACCCAAUCCGUCCUGACCGCCUUCGCCUCCAUCAACGCCACAGACUCGAACGGGACGACCACCGAAGGCUCUGUCCUCAACUUCGUCGAUACCAACUUCGGCGGUGAGGGUCUCGAGCUCGAGGCGCUCGUUCUCGGCUCUUCGUCAUCCAAUUCCACUCCUGCGUUUUUGCAGAAUGUGACGGACCCGGUGCUGAAUGCAUGGGCGGGCGUGGUGAAUGGGUAUUGGUCGGAUUUGAUCAGGUCGACGAAUGAGAGUGCGGUUUGUGAGGAGGGGACGAGCGAGAGGUGUGAGAGUUCGUUGAUUCCGUUGAAUCAUACGUUUGUGAUUCCGGGGGGACGGUUCAGGGAGCAAUAUUAUUGGGAUAGUUUCUGGAUCGUUGAGGGUCUGCUGAAGUCGGAGUUGUACGACAUUGUGAACUCGACACUUCAGAACUUCAUGGACGAAAUCGAGACGCUUGGUUUCAUACCCAACGGAGGUCGUAUCUAUUAUCUCAACCGGUCUCAACCACCUCUUUUCAUCCACAUGCUCUACAACUACGUGACCACAACGAACGACACCUCCAUCCUCACCCGCGCUCUUCCUCUCGCCGAGAACGAACUCUCCUGGUGGCGAAACAACCGCACGAUCGAAGUACGGAGCUCAUACACGAACCAGACGUACGACAUGGCUCGGUAUGCGGUCACGAACUCUGCGCCGAGGCCGGAGUCGUAUCUUACUGAUUACGAGACGGCGAACGACCCGACGCUGCCUGCGCUGAACGAGACGGAACGAGCGGAAUUGUAUUCUGAGCUAGCCAGCGGUGCGGAGACUGGAUGGGACUACUCGACUCGCUUCGUGUCGCAGCCGCUCGCGGGCGGGAGUAAUAACACGAUCCCGGCGCUGAGGAGCUUGAAUGUGAAGAAUACGAUCCCGGUGGAUUUGAAUAGUUUGCUAUACAACGCCAACGCCCUCCUCGCCUCGCUCUACACCAUCUCCGACCCUUCAAGUUCAAACGAAACGGCGACGACGCUCGCGACGCAGCAUCUCGAGAUCGCGGAAACGAUCAAAGCGGGCAUUUUGGACUUAUUCUGGGAUGCGGAGAAGUUGGCCUUUUAUGACUAUAAUCUGACGAGCGACGCGCGGAACGAUAUUUUCUCGAUGGCGACGUUCUAUCCGUUUUGGGUGGGUAUCGUGCCUGAUGAGAUCUUGACGAACGAGACUAAUGCGUUUGGCGCGUUUGCGAGCGUCAAUAUGGUGAUGCAGAGGUAUAACGGAACGCUACCUGUCACGUUCAUAGAGAGUGGGCUGCAGUGGGACGACAACGCCUGGCCACCCCACCAGUACAUCGCAAUCCAAGCCCUCCUCUCCCUCCCCUCAAAUCUCACAACAUCUCCCCUCCCCACACCGCCAACCAACGCAUCCUCCUACGCUCUCAUCCCGUCCGGCCAGCUCAGUAUUGCAGAGGACGAAUUGCCGGGCCAGCCGAUCGCGCCACUUAGCUCGGGGGUGAACGCGACGAAGGUGGGGCCGGGGGCGGAUAUUAAUCUGCUUGGUGGAGGGAAUGGAAGUACGGUGUUGAAUGGUGGGAGUGCUGCGGGAGGAGAGGGGUGGAGAGAUAUGUUGGUGAGGGAGGUGGCGAAUCGGUAUGUUGGGAGUGCGUUUUGUAGUUGGUACUCGACCGGUGGUUCCCUCCCAGGCUUACUCCCUCGUCUCUCCGACGCGGCGUUGAAUAUCAGUGGGAGCAUCAAUAACACUGGAAACAUGUUCGAGAAGUUCUCGAGGUCAGAUAUCGAUAUCGGAGGGACGGGAGGGGAGUAUACCGUCCAGGCCGGCUUUGGCUGGACGAACGGUGUCGUCCUCUGGGCAGCCUCGAAUUUCGGCCACGUACUCACCGCUCCGACAUGUCCGGAUCCUCUUGUCGAACUGACUGGUGUUUCGUCAAAUUCGUCGAGCACUACUACUUCUACUGGGUCGGCGACGGCGACGGCUACGGUCACGGGGAGUUUGUCUGGGUUUGUGAGCGCAAGUCCGGUGUGAGACAUGAGGAGGGCGGGUCGGAAGAAGAAAAGCAUGGACCUGGCAGCUGCAGAGGCAGAUCUCUGCCUCUGAACCUGAUGAUGAAAAGUUGUCCGGGCAUCUUCUCUGGUGACUAUGUAAUUUUAUGAAUUAACUGCGGUUUCUACUCUUUUCGUGUAGCGGAGGAGAUGCGUGGC